This is a messenger RNA of Linum trigynum, 2969 nucleotides long. The record is from the annotation of a GenBank genome assembly. NCBI's taxonomy places the organism in Eukaryota, Viridiplantae, Streptophyta, Magnoliopsida, Malpighiales, Linaceae.
GGAUAUUUAAUGCAGAAAGCCCAAGCGUAACUUUAUUUUGAAAACAAAAGAAGAAAGGAAGACAAAGGGACGAACGAGUCGUCUAGUCUUUCUCUCUUCCUCGUGCCGUCUCCUUCAUUUCUUCUGACCGAAGCUUCCGAUUCUGCGGUCUCUCUCUGGAUACGCGGAAUCGGAAAAUUACCGCUUACCUACCUUCCUUCUUCUCCGAUUAUUCUCGCCGGCGCUGCUAACCUUUUCAAUUGGGGAAGAAUUAAAGAGGAAGCAGAUAGAUAAGGAGAGAGGGAGCUUCGCGUCAGCGAUUUCCUCGUUUGUUAGGAGGGGGGCGGGAAGGGGAAGCUUACUAUGGGGACGCCGGCGUUCCCAGAUCUCGGUAAACACUGCUUUGUGGAAGAAUGCAAGCAGCUCGAUUUCUUGCCUUUCACUUGUGAUCGCUGCCGCCAGGUAUUCUGUCUGGAUCAUCGAAGCUACCUCAAGCACAACUGUGCAAAGGCUGAUAAGAAGGACGUCACAGUCGUUGUCUGCCCACUUUGUGCCAAGGGAGUUCGUCUAAUCGGCGACGAAGACCCAAACAUCUCAUGGGAGACACAUGUCAACACAGAAUGCGACCCUUCGAACUACGACAAAGUCACGAAGAAGAGAAAAUGCCCUGUCCGAGGCUGUCGAGAAUUUCUGACAUUCUCAAACACAAUCAAAUGCAGGGAUUGCACAAAGGACCACUGCUUGAAGCAUCGAUUCGGCCCUGAUCACACCUGCCCUGGUCCCAGAAAACCCGAUGCAGGCUUCCAAUUCAUGAGCCUUCUCGGCAGGAGCAAAAAGGAAGAACCGCCAAGACCCAACCACCGAGCUCCUUCUACAACCGUAUCUUCAACAAAUUGGACCUCAAACUUCCUCAGUGCAGCAUCCAAUGCCCGAGCCUCUGCUGAAGCUGGAGUGUCGAAACUGGGCCGGGAACUGAGCCAAGUGUGGCUGACAGCAAAAGAUGGCAUCGGGCCAAGCGGCGGCGGCAGCAGCAGUGGCGCAGGAGCAGGGAUGGACGAGGAGUGUCCCCAGUGUGGUGCAAAGUUCGCGUCGGUUAUGAGCCUAGUCGAUCACGUAGAGAACGUGCACGAAAAGAAGAAGAAGAAUCAACAGUCCCGGGUUUUGAAGUUGCCUGUAGAUGUGUGUCCAAAGUGUAGUAAGGGUUUCCGCGAUCCUGUCGACCUUGUGGAUCAUGUGGAAAGGGACCAUGGUGGUACCUCUAAAGCUUAGAAGGUUUCUGUUGCAGGUACUCUUUGGAGCUGGGAAAGGAGGUGUGAUUGCUGGGAAAUGUGAACUGUAAUUUGGUCAGUAAAGCUCCUUCCUUUCUCGCUUAUUUGAACACCAGAAAUGUUGUUCUGUGAGUUGCUGGAAAUGGAUUGAAGGAGGGGAAAGAUUGCACCAUUUUUACUGAUAUUGCAUCCUUAAAGCUUUGUUCUUUAUCCAUCUUGUUGUGUUGAGAGAGAGAGAGAGAGAGAGAUCAACCUCCAUAAAUGGUAUAUUAUAACUGUCAAAAAUGGCGGGAGACAGCCAGCCAAAGAAAAGGACAGCACAGCACGAUUACAGAAGGGCAUUUGUCAGAGAACGAAAAAGCACCUUUCUGGCAUUACUAUGCUGGAAUUCGGGAUUAGAGGAUAAUUAAUUAUAUUCCGUCACUACUACUACUUACAAUCCUAAUUAUUUUAAUUUACAAUAAGCCAAUAAUAAUCCCCCAUAAUUAACUAAGAAAAUUAUGCUUACAAAAUACAAAUUCAAUUAUGCUAUUGUCAAUGUCAUUAGAUUUUCGUUUAGCCAGGUUAGAUUUGGGAAAGGGCAAAACAGGUGAAAUAAAUGCGGGAAUUCCAGUGGAUCUUUUUGCAUGGCACAGCGCCGAUCUUAGGUAUCAUUCUGUGCUCAAUUCUCCAUUAUUCUCUCGUUUAAUUCUCCUCCAAUCGGGCGAUUUCCCGAUCCCGGCUUUCGAAUUCUGUAAAUCACUUCAUUUAUGUUCUUUCCUUCCUGCGAUUACUUUCUUCGACCCACUCUCUCUUCUCUGUCUAGCUCUCAGUUCACAUUUUGGGAUUUGGGGAGGGUUGAUUUUGUUCCUUCCCUAAAAACCCUUCUCUCUUGGGUUGAAUGAGAAAUGGGUUUUGAUUCUUGAACAAUCCUUGUUAGUUCUUGUAGCUCGUGUAGCUCUGGAUUUGGUGAGGUCAAAUUGUAUACUGAUCCAUUGAUCUCCCAAUGUUGUGAUCAUAUUUUUUACUACAGGUUGACCAUCAGGGAACCCAGUUUGUAAACGAGCCUGGUCUUUCCUUUCCCUUCUUAGUGCCGAAGUCCAAAAGAAACUACUUGGUUCUAGGAGGGAAGGAAAGAGAGGUUUCGUGGUCAUAGUUGGGGGAUGAGUUUGUGAGCAGAGUUCUCUGAACAUGAGUGCCGUUUCUGGCGUUUUAUCGCGGCAAGUAUUACCAGCGUGCGGUAGCAUUUGUUUCUUUUGCCCUGGUUUGAGGACAAGGUCCAGACAGCCUAUCAAGAGGUACAAGAAGCUCAUUCGUGACAUUUUCCCCAAGAAUCAGGUGAGGGACUUGAUGUUUCCCUGUUAAAAUUGUAUGAGAGUGAGAUUCGGGCCUGCUUAGUGAUGCCCCUCUUCUUGCUUAGUGAUUUACCAUUUCGAGAUAGUCGCUUUUAGAUCUGUCAACGAUAUUGAUGGAUGUUUCAUGGCAGGAAGAAGGCCCAAAUGAUAGGAAGAUUGCUAAGCUUUGUGAAUAUGCGGCUAAAAAUCCUUUGCGUAUCCCCAAGGUGCAGUUAUUUUAUUUCACUCAGGGGAUAGAUAGCACCUUGCUUUGGUGCGAGCAUACUUUGAGAUUGGAAAAUGUGUGACGAUCACAUUGGACGGUUGCAGUCAGUCAGAGCUUAUACUCCAGUUGAAGCUUGUCCUUCAUUUAUAGAAGGAUCACUUACAAUAUAAUGAUAAGAAUACC